Messenger RNA from Mucor velutinosus, 918 nucleotides. RefSeq lists its product as uncharacterized. Gene Ontology annotation, molecular function: RNA polymerase II cis-regulatory region sequence-specific DNA binding. Lineage: Eukaryota; Fungi; Mucoromycota; Mucoromycetes; Mucorales; Mucoraceae. The transcript is spliced from 3 exons. The coding region runs from base 1 to 918 and encodes 305 amino acids. The record is from RefSeq and is a predicted model, not a curated record. Gene Ontology annotation, biological process: regulation of transcription by RNA polymerase II.
AUGUCUCACCGUGUGUUCAAACCUGUCAUACUCUUCCAUGAUCAUUCAUAUAGCACUGAUCCAUCGGGUGUAACCCAUCGCAUCCACAUACCUUAUGGAGAUCCUCACUACACUCCGCUGAUCCAGCAAAAAAAGCACAAAGUAGGGCUCAUGCUGCAGACAAAUGGCCGUGCAUGGUAUGAUAUAAUCAAGAGUUCUCGAUCGAAAUACAAGACACCAAAGCCAUCGUCCUACACCAAGAGACGUCAUUAUUACCAGGCAGGUUCCUCGUCCGAGGUGGAUGAAGACGAAGAUGACAACCACAGCACAAUGACUUCCAGCAGCUCAUCAUGUACCACAAACAGUAGUAACAAUUCCAUCGCAUCACCUAUACCCACAGCCAAAGCCGCAGCUACAUCCGCCACUACCAGCACGGCACCCACUAGUAUGAUUGCUCGAAAGAGAAGAGGAAACUUGCCAAAGACAGUAACAGCGGUGCUGAAGCAAUGGCUGAUUGAUCAUUGCAGAAACCCUUAUCCAACCGAGAUUGAAAAAACAGGGUUAAAAGAUAAAACAGGUCUGACGCUGAAUCAGAUUAGUAACUGGUUCAUCAAUGCAAGACGAAGACUAUUACCUCAAAUCCUUGCUACAAUGCAUCCAAAUCACAAAGAAACAAACGGCAUGUUGCAUCAUCAUCACUCACAGCAGCAUCAUCAGCACACGAUUGAAGACGAGGAUGACGAUGACGGCGUCGAUGAUGACGAGGAGGAAGGGGAGGAAGAAGACGACGACGAUGAUUUAAUUCCUAUGCCACAACCACGAAAGAGAAGAAGAACGAAUUUCCUGUACACUACAAACAAUCAACAAGCUCUUCCUCCUACGACUGUCGUCAGAAAGCGUAGACGUUAUAACAAGAGAUCCAAUGCUGUAUUAUCAUAA